UUUAUUUUAUUACUAAAUAAAAAAAUAAAAAUCACCUCUCUCUCUCUCUCUCUCUCUCUCUCUCUCUACACUCCUUUUAUUGUGCUUGUUCAGUUAUUUGAUAUUCCCCUUACGAGGCUCCGACUUAAGCGUCUCUCUCUGUCCAGUCUCCACUGGCAAAUCACCAUUUGCUCCGCUGCAUUUGGUAGGAAAACUGAUCGCCGGGCAGAAAAACAAUGGCGUCGCCAUCCGUACUCCUCUCCCUCUUCCUUCUGUUCGUAGCGUUCCUCAUUAGCCCAUCGGAGCCGAAGCUCACCGUCGAUCACUACAAGAAAUCCUGCCCAAAUUUCGAGCAGAUCAUGCUGGAAACCAUCACUAACAAGCAAAUCACGAGCCCCUCCACGGCAGCCGGCACACUCCGGAUCUUCUUCCACGACUGCUUCGUCGACGGCUGCGACGCCUCCGUCCUCAUUUCCUCCACCCCCUUCAACAAGGCCGAACGCGACGCCGACAUUAACCACUCUCUCCCCGGCGACGGCUUCGACGUCGUCGUCCGGGCCAAGACCGCCCUCGAGCUCGAAUGCCCCGGCGUAGUCUCCUGCGCCGACAUCCUCGCCUUUGCCACCCGCGACCUCCUCACCAUGGUCGGCGGUCCGCACUACAUCGUCUACUUAGGUCGCAAGGACGGAUUGGUCUCCAACGCCUCAAGCGUCGAAGGCCAUCUCCCGAGACCCACCAUGUCGAUGACGCAGCUGCUCUCGAUUUUUGAGUCCAAAGGCUUCACGGUGGCGGAAAUGGUGGCUCUGAGCGGCGCCCACACCAUUGGAUUCUCGCAUUGUUCGGAGUUCACUCAAGGGAUCUACAAUUACAGCACGAGUUCGCAGAUUGAUCCUUCUUAUAACCCUAGAUUCGCUGCGGGAUUGCAAAAGGCGUGCAGCGAUUACCAGAAAAAUCCGACGCUGUCAGUGUUCAAUGAUAUCAUGACGCCGAACAAAUUUGACAACCUCUAUUUUCAGAAUCUGGCGAAGGGGUUGGGGCUGCUGUCUUCGGAUCACGCCUUGUACUCAGAUUCGAGGACGAAGCCUUUCGUGGAGACUUACGCCAAGGACCAGGACGCUUUCUUUCAGGCAUUUGGUCGAGCAAUGCAGAAGCUUAGUCUCGUCGGUGUCAAGCUGGGCCGGAACGGUGAGAUCCGGCGCGAGUGUAAUGCUUUCAACUAAAUUAAAUCUUAAAUGAGUCAUUUGAAUUUUGAAUUGAUGACUUUGAUGAUGGAGUUAAGAGUGCUGAAAAAUCUCUGGAUUUUGAUAGUGAGGGUUUGGCUUCCAUUAAAUUCUUUUGGUCGGGUAACUUGGGUGACGAUCUGAUUUUAUGUAUACAUGCUUGUAUUAUGGAUUCAUUGUCUUGCUAAGGAUAAUAUACAUCUUCAUUUAUAUU
Molecule: messenger RNA, 1413 nt
Organism: Malania oleifera
Lineage: Eukaryota; Viridiplantae; Streptophyta; Magnoliopsida; Santalales; Ximeniaceae
Product: peroxidase 31-like
Exons: 1
Coding region: 216-1199 (327 amino acids)
Biological process (GO): hydrogen peroxide catabolic process; response to oxidative stress
Molecular function (GO): heme binding; peroxidase activity
Source: RefSeq, a predicted model, not a curated record